Molecule: messenger RNA, 897 nt
Organism: Cinclus cinclus
Lineage: Eukaryota; Metazoa; Chordata; Aves; Passeriformes; Cinclidae
Product: hypoxanthine-guanine phosphoribosyltransferase-like
Exons: 10
Biological process (GO): IMP salvage; guanine salvage; hypoxanthine metabolic process
Molecular function (GO): hypoxanthine phosphoribosyltransferase activity; magnesium ion binding
Source: RefSeq, a predicted model, not a curated record
AUGGCCCUCCUGAAGAAUAUCCUUGCUGCCGAGAAGAUGGUUCCCCUCGCGGCUCGAAGCAAGCGAGUCGUCGAGCGAGGCAGAGGGAUAAGAAAAGGCACUGCGGGAGCUGGUACAGGAAUAGCUUCCCUAGUGAGGCAAACAACAGAGUUUAAUACAUUAAGGAUAGCAGUAGAUGAAGAUUUAGCUAGAAUAGAAGAAUCAAUCACAGCCUUAGAAAAAUCUGUUCGAUCUUUAUCUGAGACCUACUUCCCUUUUCCUUUGCAGAUAGGAGAUGAGGAAAGUGGCUACAAUGAAAAUCUGUUUUGCAUUCCUAAGCAUCAUGAAGAAGAUUUUGAAAAAGUCCUCAUUCCUCAUGGACUCAUCCUGGACAGAACGACAGAACGUUUGGCUAGAGAUAUCAUGCAAGACAUGGGAAGUCAUCACAUUGUUGCACUCUGUGUCCUUAAAGGAGGCUAUAAAUUCUUCGCUGUUUUGCUGGACCAUAUAAAAACACUAAAUCAAAACAAUGAUAAAUCUGUGCCUGUUACCGUGAAUUUUGUCAGAAGCAACUCCUUCUAGAAUGAUUCACCUGCAGAAAAUAUUAGUUUUGUUGGAGAGGAACUGUCUACACUAAAUGGGAAGAAUGUGUUAGUAGUUGAGGACAUUAUUGAGACUGGUAGAACAAUGAAAGCACUGCUUUCAAAAAUAAAAGACCAGAAACCAAGGAUGGUAAAAGUUAUAAGCCUGUUUGUUAAAAGGAUAUGUCAGAGUCCAGGUUACAGACCAGACUAUACAGGCUUUGAAAUUCCAGAUAAAUUUGUGGUUGGGUAUGCUCUUGACUAUAAUGAAUAUUUCAGAGAUCUAAAUCACAUCUGUGCUCUGAAAGAGAAUGCCGAAGGGAAAUACAGGAUGUGA